Sitophilus oryzae (rice weevil) is the source of this 6396-nucleotide messenger RNA. RefSeq names its product insulin receptor substrate 1 (gene chico). Gene Ontology annotation, cellular component: plasma membrane; cytosol. The transcript is spliced from 15 exons. Gene Ontology annotation, biological process: insulin receptor signaling pathway. The record is from RefSeq and is a predicted model, not a curated record. Gene Ontology annotation, molecular function: phosphatidylinositol 3-kinase binding; insulin receptor binding. NCBI's taxonomy places the organism in Eukaryota, Metazoa, Arthropoda, Insecta, Coleoptera, Curculionidae. The coding region runs from base 234 to 4472 and encodes 1412 amino acids.
GCCGCUUCUAUCUCAGACUAUCAGUUCGAAGUCGACUGUCGUUAUUCAGACGCGUAUUUCGUUUCGUGUUGUGGUACGCCGCGACCAAAUUUGUUUAUUUGCAUCGAAAAUACAAACAGAAAGUGCUACAGUCCGCCUGUUUUUUAGCGACGAUGACAAUGUCGUCGAAGCGUUGUCCGUUCUUCUGUUGUUAUAGUUGUUAAGUGCACGAUCGGAUAUUUUUCACGAGGAACAUGUCGGUGAAAAGUUCUGGUUCUCACGACGGCCCGCCGCCUUCCAACGGCGACGUGAUCCGUUCCGGUGUGCUCAAGAAGAUGAAAACGGCGCGCAAGAAGUUCUUCGUUUUGCGCGCGGAAACCAACGAGGCCCUAGCGCGCCUCGAGUACUACGACUCGGAGAAGAAGUACAAGAACGGCUUGCCGCCCAAGCGCUGCAUCCCGCUCAAGACCUGUUUCGAUAUCAACAAACGUCAGGAUACGAAACACAAGCACGUUAUCGCGCUCUACACCAAGGACGAUUGUUUUUGCAUCGUCCUGGACAACGAGGAGGAGUUGCAGGUCUGGCUCAAGGACCUGCUCACGCUGCAGCACGGUGAAGAGAUUCCGGAAGGAGAGGUGCUCAGACCCAAGUUCGGUGAGUUAUUCCGGUGUUAUCAUUGUUCCAGAGAACUUAGGAUACCUAAAUACGUGUGGGAAGUAAAUCUGUGUGCCAGAGGCUUAGGGGCGAGCAGGACAGGUACCUAUAGACUGUGCUUAACUGACAAGACUGUCACGCUGGUCAAAAUCGACGUCCCGAUCCCUACCGUCCUUGAAUUGCCGCUGUCAAGCGUACGCAGCUGUGGGAAUCUCAAAAACUUCUUUUUUCUGGAGGUGGGGCGUUCAUGUAAUCUGGGCGCUGGCGAAUUUUGGUUUGAGGCAGAUGACACAACGAUAGCAUCUAAUCUUCAAAAUACCGUUAGCCAUCGCUUCAAAUUGAUCAGAGAAAAAGAAAAACUGGCUAAUAGCACGGAAGCAACUGAUAUCCAACCUACAAGUCGUACCAGAUCUUCAAGUGCUACCGAAUCAACCAAAUCUACCAAUAAGAAAUUUAAUACUCUGACGCAGAAGGGAUCUUCUGUGUUACCUCCAGAUGGCACUACGUCCGAAAGUAACGUCACCUCUCCAGUAACCACCACUACCACUUCUACUACUGUGAGUGGUAUGGCGAUGAGCAUUUACAACCAUAUCCUGCAGAGAGGCAGCAGUAAGAGACGCCAUUCGAUUUCAGGUGCGGGCUCUGGGUGGUCGGGGGCGGCCAACCACCAGCGCACCCAAUCGCUCCCCCUAGCGACGCCAAUCGCUACCACUUGCACCGUCGCACCGUUAACCGAUAACAUCCUCACCAACGCCACCGCUCUAACCAAUCACCAGCACUCAUCUAAAAGGUUCACCCAGGGAGGACAGAGCAGCGGGAAGUGCAGCUUCAGAGAAAGAUGUGACAGCAUGCCUUCGAGACCUCGUGCUAUCAGCGAGACCAACCAUGCUGUGCCAGGAUGGGGAAAACCUUACUUGUUACCUCACAGGUACCACUUCAGGGAUCCAUCUCACAGUCCUCCUACAGGUAGCCCUAUAAGUCCUCCAUCAGACUCCACCGGCUCAUCGUACAGCCUACCAGACGAGCACGAUGGUUUACACGAGAUAAUAGCAGAAGAGGAAUGCCCAGACUCGCCUAGAGCUAAUCUCCCAGGAGGCAACUACGUACCAAUGAAUUUUCAAAGUCCUCCAGAAAACAACUACAUGGAUAUGAACUUGGCGCCACAAGCUAGCGGCAACCAAAACGUUACCUCAAAUUCGGCCAGUAUGAGCAGCGUUACAUCUGGCACACCCAGUACCGAUAUAAAGUUUACAGAUUACCCAUUGGAUAAAGUUCCUUCCUAUGUAUUUGCCGAUGACGACGAUGCCCGCCCGUACCGCGCAUAUUCAGUUGGUUCAAAGCCUCCGGAAUCUAAUAGCCAGUUGGCCAGUACCCCCGAGAACUCUAGAGUACGAGCGUUCAGCGUCGGUUCCAAAACCAAAAAAUACUUCAACAGGGUCCUUCCCCAUCACAACCAUACACCGGGGGUGAAAUCCAGCAGCGCUCCUCUACUUGCUCCGAAUUCUCGUACAAAUAGCUCCCACGGAUCAAUCAACAAUCCCAUGGAUGACCUGAUGGAAAUGGACUUCUCGUCUACCACAACUAGUCGAUCUCGAAGUAGCACCAACGCUUCCGGAUCUAGCGACGCUAGGUCCUCCUGCAACCACAGAAACAGUAAUCAUUCUAGUAAUCGGUUGAUGGGUUUUGUUUUCGAUUUCUUAACUGGCGGUGGCGAUCAAAACAAGAAGACGGCUACGCCAGAGGGAUAUAUGGACAUGAGACCUGGGUCGAGGACUCAUUCUGGAAGCGAGACGAGUCCCUACGUCGAUAUGAACCUAGGGCAAAGAAAUUCGGCUUAUAUGGAUAUGACUCCGAAUAAUGUUCCUGUGGUGGGUCACGCUUAUGCUGCUUAUAUGGAUAUGACUCCGAAUAAUGUACCUACGGUGGGUCAUGCUUAUUCACCUUAUGUGGAUAUGAGCGGCAACAAUAGUAAUACCCCUCACAUCGGUAAUGGUUUCUCUCCAUACAUGGAUAUGAGUGGUAACAAUUCCACUAGAGAAAACUACAUGGAUAUGUCAGGAUCUAGUCCAGCCCGCAACAGUCCACGAAAUACAAUGCCAUUAGCGGAAUAUGCUCGGCUAUUUGGAAGGGCCAAUUUGCCGGAGAACCAUCGCACCAACGACUACGUGGACAUGAAUCAAACGAGGCGGCGAGCCAAUUCGAAUUCGUCGUCUUCGCGCGCUGUCUCCUCUCCAGGUUUCUGGAACAACACCGCCGACCACAACGCUGACUACCUUGACAUGUCCGGAAGAAAUCGUCGGCCCGACAGGACAAGUUCAUUCAGCUCCCAGAUGUCUUCAUCACCCCAAUUAGAAACCGCGCCCCAGAGAUAUCUUGAGGCGGAAUCUCAACCCUCCUCUCACAAUAUCGAUGGAUACGUCAGGAUGAUCCCUGGAAAUAUUCAGCAUCAUCGACAGAGCAGUUUGGAUAGCUGCGUGGACCCGCACGGUGAUUAUUUGAAUAUGUCCGGUGCGCACUUGAGUGGUGCGAAGAAUGCGGAUGCAGGAAAGGGAAGGUCGCAACCGAUAUCCAUUCACACGACGUCGAAUAAUCAAGGCGUGAAAAACUCAAGUCCUUUGUCCAUUACGUCUUUGUUGGGAGGGAAACUGUCGCCUACCAGUACAACGUCAAAGAUGCAUCUCCCAUUAAGUUCGUAUUCCAGUCUUCCAAGACAAAAGUCUCCGAGAAAGGCAGCUACUAAUGGUUCAAAAAGUAACUCCAGCACUAGCUCCAGCGUAACCACUACACCUUCCAGCUCUUCGACGAUGUUUCCUCUUAGCUUAAACAGCCCUAGCUCGCCCGCUAGUACUAGCAAGGCCGGUACGCCUUCAUUUUCCGGUGUCAAAGUACCCGUAUCAAUCCUUAGCGUUCCUUACAAGGCUAGCAGUAAGAAGAGACCGGACGAAGACGCCUACGCGAUGAUGGAUUUCGAAACAAACUCGCAGCCUCUGGAGGCGAGCAAAGUGGACGAAUCUCCAUACAUGAAUUAUUGUCCUCCGGGUGCCAAUGCCCCUAAGGCUCCCGUUACUUUAGUAUCUCCGUGCGUCGAUACAGUGGGAGACUACGCGAUUAUGAAACCUGGAACGCUGCCAACAAAAUCCACGACAUUACCAAGAACGAAAACGGGUACCGGCUCGGGAUCUGCCUCGCCUUUGUCUAUGCAUUUGUCAACGGUGGCCUUAACCGACAGACAGAACUUAGGUUUUAGGCCAAUAAGAGAAAAGGACGAGAGGAUACAAAGUCCGAGACCGGGAGAUCAGGUUCCAGACAGACUAAGAUUAGAUGACAGAGUUCUGGAAGAAGCCAAUAUGGAUGUAGAAGAUGACUCCCGCAGGUCAGUUUCGGGGUCAGUCUCUCCAGCUGCCAAAAUUUCCAGACCGAACUCUUCCAACUCUGAGAACAUUAAGACGCCACUUCAGAGGCCGGCAUCCAUAUCUGGAUCGGAGAAGAAUUCAAGGCCGCCUUCGGUUUGCUCAGAGGGACUGGCAUCACGUCUAGGUUCAAACUCCAGCGUGUACUCUUCAAGCUCAUCCGCCUCGACGGUUGUAGGCGUGCCGACGCUAGCCGACCUGGCAAGAAUCGAUCAGGCGCACCCCGUCAGGCUACAUUAUGCCAGUUUAGAUCUUACCAACCCCGAUCCAGAGGACAGGAAAAGCCCCAGAACGGUGCGAAACGAUUCCGCGGCGCCCUCAAACGAAACCACUUUUGUGUACGCAGACAUAGACUUUAUCAAAAGCGAAGAACUGAGCAAGAACAAUAGUGGCAACGUCGCUAGUACUAGUACCACCGUCAAAAACUGAAAUUAGGUGCGCUUUUUAAAGUGGCCUAAUGUAUAUGUCGUAUACAAAUAUUAGAAUGGUUUUUAUUUUAAUUAUCGUUAAUAGUGUCUAAGUAGUGUUUUUACGAUUGUAAGUUUUAUUUUAUUUUGAAAUGCCGGAGACCGCUUGGUCUCGGUGAAUAAAUAAAUAUAGAACUUUUUAGUAAUACGCUUAUUAAAUUUAAUUUUGUUUUUGUAGUUGAUUAGUUUAAGGUUAAAAAGCUCUGUUGCCGGGUAUAGAAUAAAUUCUACCGCGUGUUGGAAAUGCGCGUGGUGACAUAAAGCGUGAAAUGAAAUUUUGGUAUGAGCUUGCUUAUUUCUGAAAGCUAAAUAUCUUUACAGCAACAGUAAUAAUUGUUUAUGAUUAAGAUCUUUAUCAAAGCAUUUAAAUUAAGACAACUUUCUAAAUUAAUUGUGGAAGGCUCUAUUCCUGAGCCAAACAAGGAUAAAUGAUUUUUUCUUGUCACGUUUUAUUUUCUGUUGAAGAAUGAUACAGGUACUUGUAUUGUAACAACUGUUUUUUCCUUAGAUUUUUAGAGCAUUCAAUAAGAUAGAAUAGUCUUCUUUGGUAAAUCGGACUAUACAUUUUUACCUUUGGAAAUUAUUUUUAUAUAUCGCUGUUUUAACAUUUUUUAUCAAUUAUUUUAUUAACAACGUUUUAUCGUUGUUUUAACAUCUUUCAAUGACUUCUAAUAACUCAGGCCCAAGCUGGAAGGAACUCCAACAACAAAGUUAUUAACAUUAGUAAAUCUCAAACUGAAAUGUCACUUCUGCGCCUACUAUGACGGCGUUUCUAUUAGAUUACACGAUAUUUCUAUAUUGUAUUUAGGAAUAAAAACUAGGAAUUACCUAAAACUUGUAUCUAAUAAAUGUAAAUUAGUAGGUACAUGGUUGAUAAAAAUCUAAAAAAAUUGAUUAUGCAGCAGAGCUUAUUUUAAAUUAAUUUUUAAACUUCUGUUACAAAUAGACUGAUAAAUUAUUACUUAGAUUGAAUAGGUUUGAUUUGAACACAUAUCUAUAAAAUAUGUAAGUAAAGGAGAUUAUGCGCAAAAAGAUUGUACUUGUUAGUUGUCUAUUUUAUGGAUAUGUAAAAUUGAGAUACAACAUCCUUAGAAUAUUUUUCAGUAAAUAAAUUUACAAAUGGAAGAAAAUGUAAGCAACUUUCAUAUAAUUCGUCGUAUUUUUACAUCUAUGUAGAAAAAUGUUUAUAGUCUUAAAUUGUUGUAAACGUUUAAAACAUAUCAUGUAAGUAAAAAGUAUCCUAUUACAGUAAAUUAACUCGAUUAAUGUAGUAAAAUAUUUUUAAAAAAUAAACUCUUUAUAUAGAUAUUUCGAAAUUUAGUUUAAGGAAGUUUAGAUUUUUUGUAAUGUGUGCCUAAAAAUUAUAUAACCUUCAUAUUGGACAAAAGAAAAAAUUUAAGAAAAUUCGUAAAUAUAUAAGUCUAUAAAAGUAAUCCAAUUUCAAUAUAGAGCUAGCUCUUGGUUAUAUUUGUAGUAAUUUACACUGUUGCAAUUGGUCAUUUUAUUAUUUCACUUACUAAAAAUGUAUUGGAGCAAACUUACCCUUAGUGACAAAUUUUGAUUUAUUUUUAGUUUGUUCUAGGUAUACGACUUUAAUAUAAGAUGGUAGAUAAUAUCGGGAGCUCUAAAAAUUUUCAUUGAUUUACUACACCCUGUAUAUUAUAGCUUAUUAUCGUUUUAUCAAAUAUUAACCAUUUCGGGUGUAAAUUUAGUUGUUUAAAAAAAUUAAAUUAAAAUGAAACAUAACAAAUAUUGUACAGUAUUUUAUAAACAAAGAGUUUCGAACGCUAUAUACAGGGUGGUCCGAACUGUAUUCCGGAAACUUCGGCAGCAUAUUCUGCAGAUAAAAAUAAGUAAAAAUGUUCGUAUAGAUGUAUGUCCAAAAA